This is a messenger RNA of Odocoileus virginianus texanus, 3095 nucleotides long. RefSeq names its product cadherin 8 (gene CDH8). Gene Ontology annotation, molecular function: calcium ion binding; cadherin binding. The record is from RefSeq and is a predicted model, not a curated record. NCBI's taxonomy places the organism in Eukaryota, Metazoa, Chordata, Mammalia, Artiodactyla, Cervidae. Gene Ontology annotation, cellular component: catenin complex; adherens junction; axon terminus. Gene Ontology annotation, biological process: cell-cell adhesion mediated by cadherin; synaptic transmission, glutamatergic; multicellular organism development.
CAGGCGGGCUUGCACGCCGGAGCGCUCAGCCCAGAAUUAGUGGAUCUAUUUGGAAUCUCCCUGCUUCCCCGAAGCUCAUCUGCUGUCGCCGGUUCGUGCACGGACGGUAGCGUCCACCCAGCGAAGCUGCACUUUGGGCUGCGGACACUCAGAGCCCGGUGCGCCCGCCCCGCGUCUCCGCACCAAGCCCCGCAGCUCCGAGAGGCAUGAACGCGAUCUGGAGGCGCCUGCCUAGCGCGCGGGGACCGCUCGCUGUUCACCGCCCUCGGGAGCAGACCUCGAACCCCUCCAGCCAUUAGUGAACCAAGAGGCUUGAAAUUCGCCCGCGCGGAGCCCCGCAAGAGAAAUUUCAAUGAGGACAGCCCAUGGAUCGUGGUCUUAGAAAAACUGCGUAGAUGAUGUCUGUUUCCUGUGCUGUAAACAGGUGGCAGGGCUGUAAGUAAAUGCUCGGCACCGCAUGAUGAAUUGGAUGGCUGCAGACCGGAGGCAAAAAAAGUAAUUGUCUCAUUUUCGUGGUGAUUUGCUUAACUGGUGGGACCAUGCCAGAACGGCUAGCGGAAAUGCUCUUGGAUCUCUGGACUCCAUUAAUAAUAUUAUGGAUUACUCUUCCCCCUUGUAUUUACUCGGCUCCGAUGAAUCAGUCUCCGGUUCUAAUGAGUGGAUCCCCAUUGGAACUAAACAGGCUGAGUGAAGAACAGCGGAUUUUGAAUCGUUCCAAAAGAGGCUGGGUUUGGAAUCAAAUGUUUGUCUUGGAAGAGUUUUCUGGACCUGAACCGAUCCUUGUUGGCCGGCUACACACAGACCUGGAUCCUGGGAGCAAAAAAAUCAAAUACAUCCUGUCAGGCGAUGGAGCUGGGACUAUCUUUCAAAUAAAUGAUGUAACAGGAGAUAUCCAUGCUAUAAAAAGACUUGACCGAGAGGAAAAAGCUGAGUACACCCUAACAGCUCAAGCAGUGGACUGGGAGACAAAUAAGCCUCUUGAGCCUCCUUCUGAAUUUAUUAUUAAAGUCCAAGAUAUCAACGACAAUGCCCCAGAGUUUCUCAAUGGACCCUACCAUGCCACCGUACCAGAGAUGUCCAUUUUGGGUACAUCUGUCACUAAUGUAACAGCUACUGAUGCUGAUGACCCAGUUUAUGGAAACAGUGCAAAGUUGGUUUAUAGCAUCUUGGAAGGGCAACCUUAUUUUUCCAUUGAGCCUGAAACAGCAAUUAUAAAAACCGCCCUUCCCAACAUGGACAGGGAAGCCAAGGAGGAGUACCUGGUCGUCAUCCAAGCCAAAGACAUGGGGGGGCACUCGGGGGGCCUGUCUGGCACCACAACGCUGACCGUGACCCUCACUGAUGUGAACGACAACCCUCCAAAGUUUGCCCAGAGUCUGUAUCACUUCUCGGUACCAGAAGAUGUGGUUCUUGGCACCGCCAUAGGAAGGGUGAAGGCCAAUGAUCAGGAUAUUGGUGAAAAUGCACAGUCGUCAUAUGACAUCAUUGAUGGAGAUGGAACAGCACUCUUUGAGAUCACUUCCGACGCCCAGGCCCAGGAUGGCAUUAUAAGACUGAGAAAGCCUCUGGAUUUUGAGACCAAAAAAUCCUAUACACUGAAGGUAGAGGCGGCCAAUGUCCACAUUGACCCGCGUUUCAGCGGCAGGGGGCCCUUUAAAGACACUGCGACGGUCAAAAUUGUCGUCGAAGACGCUGAUGAGCCUCCCGUCUUCUCUUCACCGACUUACCUCCUGGAAGUGCAUGAAAACGCUGCUCUCAACUCCGUGAUUGGGCAGGUGACCGCUCGUGACCCCGACAUCACCUCCAGUCCAAUAAGGUUUUCCAUCGACCGGCACACUGACCUGGAGAGACAAUUCAACAUUAAUGCUGAUGACGGGAAGAUAACGCUUGCAACACCGCUGGACAGAGAAUUAAGCGUGUGGCACAACAUAACAAUCAUUGCUACCGAAAUCAGGAACCACAGUCAGAUAUCCCGAGUACCUGUUGCUAUUAAAGUGCUGGAUGUCAAUGACAACGCCCCUGAAUUCGCAUCCGAAUAUGAGGCAUUUUUAUGUGAAAAUGGAAAACCCGGCCAAGUCAUUCAAACGGUGAGUGCCAUGGACAAAGAUGAUCCCAAAAAUGGACAUUAUUUCUUAUACAGUCUUCUUCCAGAAAUGGUCAACAAUCCGAAUUUUACCAUCAAGAAAAAUGAAGAUAAUUCCCUCAGCAUUUUGGCAAAGCAUAAUGGAUUCAACCGCCAGAAGCAAGAAGUCUAUCUUUUACCAAUCAUAAUCAGUGACAGUGGGAAUCCUCCUCUGAGCAGCACUAGCACCCUAACCAUCCGGGUCUGUGGCUGUAGCAGUGAUGGCGUUGUCCAGUCUUGUAAUGUAGAAGCUUACGUACUUCCGAUUGGACUCAGUAUGGGCGCCUUAAUCGCCAUAUUAGCGUGCAUCAUUUUGCUGCUAGUCAUCGUGGUGCUGUUUGUAACUCUGCGGCGACACAAAAACGAGCCACUUAUUAUCAAAGAUGAUGAAGAUGUGAGAGAAAAUAUCAUUCGCUAUGAUGACGAGGGAGGAGGGGAAGAAGACACAGAGGCUUUUGACAUUGCAACUUUACAGAACCCAGAUGGAAUUAAUGGAUUUUUACCCCGUAAAGAUAUUAAACCAGAUUUGCAGUUUAUGCCAAGGCAAGGGCUUGCGCCAGUUCCGAACGGUGUUGACGUGGAUGAAUUUAUAAACGUGCGGCUACACGAGGCAGAUAACGACCCCACAGCCCCACCAUAUGACUCCAUUCAGAUUUAUGGCUAUGAAGGCCGAGGGUCCGUGGCUGGCUCGCUCAGCUCUUUGGAGUCCACCACCUCAGACUCGGACCAGAAUUUUGACUACCUCAGUGACUGGGGUCCCCGCUUUAAGAGACUGGGCGAACUCUACUCUGUCGGUGAAAGUGACAAAGAAACUUGACAGUGGAUUAUAAUAAAUAAAUCAAAGGGACCUGAGCAUUCUGUAAUAUUCUAGGGUCACUCCCCUUAGAUACAACCAAUGUGGCUAUUUGUUUUAGAGGCAAGUUUAGCACCAAUCAUCUAUAAACUCAACUACAUUUUACUGUUGAACCAAAAA